Cololabis saira (Pacific saury) is the source of this 3942-nucleotide messenger RNA. It is a transcript of the gene fig4a, whose product is annotated as FIG4 phosphoinositide 5-phosphatase a. NCBI's taxonomy places the organism in Eukaryota, Metazoa, Chordata, Actinopteri, Beloniformes, Belonidae. The transcript has 24 exons. Gene Ontology annotation, biological process: phosphatidylinositol dephosphorylation. The coding region runs from base 226 to 2958 and encodes 910 amino acids. Gene Ontology annotation, cellular component: intracellular membrane-bounded organelle. The record is from RefSeq and is a predicted model, not a curated record. Gene Ontology annotation, molecular function: phosphatidylinositol-3,5-bisphosphate 5-phosphatase activity.
UCACCUGACUUAAACAAAUUCACGUUGCAUCUUCCUGCAUGCUAACCGAAAUACAUAGACACAUUUCAUUUAACUGCUGGCCAAAGUGUUCAAAAUGGUUAUUUAACUGUUGGAGGAGAUGCGAAUUAUCACCAGUCGCGGCGAUCUGGAGUUUAAACAGCGAACUGUCUAAUUUAAUGUCUUUGCGUUGUCUCGUCUACAUUGAGACCAAUUGAAAAAUCAAAGAUGCCUCAGACAGCGGCUGUCAUCAGUGGGAUCCAGAGGAUGGUUUUGUAUGAAACCAGAGCUAGAUAUUUUUUGGUGGGGAGCAAUCAAGCACAGACCAAACACCGAGUCCUAAAGAUUGACCGCACUGAGCCCAAGGACCUCGUCAUAAUUGAUGAUAAGCAUGUGUAUAAUCAGCUUGAAGUACGGGAGUUGCUGGGCCGUCUGGACCUGGGGAACCGUACCAAGAUUGGCCAAAAGGGUUCCUCCGGCCUGUCCAGGGCUGUGUCAGCUGUUGGUAUUGUGGGGUUUGUACGUUUUCUCGAGGGCUACUACAUUGUUCUGAUAACCAAGCGCAGAAGGAUGGCUGACAUUGGUGGACACUCCAUCUACAAAAUUGAAGACACAACCAUGAUCUACAUCCCUAAUGACUCUGUCAGAGUUACACACCCUGAUGAAGCAAGAUAUGUGCGGAUUUUCCAGAAUGUGGACCUUUCCAGUAACUUCUAUUUCAGCUACAGCUAUGACCUGAGCCACUCACUGCAGUACAACCUGACAUUGCUGCAGAGACCUUAUGAACUAUGGUCGUCACCAGCUCCAUCCAAUGAGGAAGAGGUGCACAUGCAGAGCAAGCAAGACAGCUUUGACAUCUUUGAAGAUGAGGGCUUGCCGACACAAGUGGUUUACGGCCUCCACAACGAGCCGUACUACAAGUACGUGUGGAACGGGAAGCUCCUGGAGCGAGUCAAGGACAUAGUGCAUCCUGACUGGCUCAUGUAUAUAAUCCAUGGCUUUUGUGGCCAGUCCAAACUGCUGAUCUACGGCCGACCAGUGCACAUCACCCUCAUUGCUAGGCGUUCCAGCAAAUUUGCUGGGACCCGCUUCCUGAAAAGAGGUGCCAACUGUGAGGGAGAUGUAGCUAAUGAGGUUGAGACCGAACAGAUCGUCCACGAUGCUUCAGUCAUGUCUUUCGCAGCUGGAAGUUACUCCUCAUACGUGCAGGUCCGAGGUUCUGUGCCGCUGUACUGGUCCCAGGACAUUUCCACGAUGAUGCCGAAACCUCCAAUAAGAUUGGACCAGGCAGACCCCUACGCCCACGUGGCUGCCCUCCACUUCGACCAGAUGCUGCAGCGGUUUGGCUCUCCUAUCAUCAUCCUCAAUCUGGUCAAGAAACGUGAGAAAAGGAAACACGAGAAGAUCCUGAGUGAAGAGCUCUUCCCAGCUGUGGUCAACCUCAAUCAGUUCCUCCCUCCAGACCACUGGAUCGACUACAUCGCAUGGGACAUGGCCCGCUACACCAAGAGUAAAUUAUGCAAUGUUCUGGACCGCUUGAGCAUGAUAGCAGAGAAUGUGGUCAAACGAACAGGUUUCUUCAUUAAUCGCUCAGACUUCUUCUGUCACACCCUCAGACCAGACGACAGGUGGGGAGAUUUGGGUGGACAAAUUACAUUCAGCGGACGACUGCAAACUGGUGUGUUGCGGACCAACUGUGUAGAUUGUUUGGACCGGACCAAUACAGCCCAGUUUAUGGUGGGAAAAUGUGCCUUGGCCUAUCAACUUUAUGCACUGGGGAUGAUUGACAAGCCCAAGCUGCAGUUCGAUACUGAUUGCGUGAGGUUGUUUGAGGAGCUGUACGAGGACCACGGAGAUACUUUAUCUCUGCAGUACGGCGGCUCUCAGCUGGUCCACAGGGUGAAGACCUACCGCAAGAUUGCACCCUGGACGCAGCACUCCAAGGACAUCAUGCAGACGCUGUCCCGCUAUUACAGCAAUGCUUUCUCAGAUGCUGACAGACAAGAUGCCAUCAACUUGUUCCUCCAAGUUUACCAGCCUUCUGAGGGGAAGCCGCACCUGUGGGAGCUGCCCACCGACUUCUACCUGCAUCAGAAAAGCACCAUGGCCCUCCCCCAAGACAGACGCAGCUACACACUGUGGUGGUCAGAGGGAAUCCUGUCCUACCUUCCUGUUCCCUACGAUGAAGUUGCCUGUGAGGAAACGAUGAAGAAGGUCAAAGUGAAGAGGGUGAACUACUUUGAUGAAAAUAUUGACAUCUACACAGAGUUUUUCAAACCUUACGAGCUCACCUCCUUUGAUGACACUUUCUGCAUUGCCAUGACCAAUUCUGCAAGGGAAUUUAUGCCAAAGUCAGUGGGAGUGGAUCCAAGUCCAUUCACGGUUCGCAAGCCAGAGGAAACGGCGAAAUCAGUGCUGGGCAGCAAAAGCAACAAGGAGGAGACGGUGCUCCAAAGGAAGACUGCAGCCAGCGCACCUCCUCCCCCAAGUGAAGAAGCCAUUUCUACUACAUCGGAAGACGACUCUGAAGAGGACCGGGACGACGAGGGCUCUGUGUCCCAGCGCUCCACCCCCAUCAAGCUGCUGACGGAGUCUGGCGAGGGCAGUCGUACGCAGGAGGAUAGCCAGUCCCAGCAAAUAGUGAAGGAGCCCUAUGGACUCAAUCUGGCUCAAUUCCCUGCUGAGGAAGACCUGUUCAUUUACAAGAGGUUUGCACAUCUUGGGGAGAAUCAACACAGAGUGGAGAGAACUGAACGCAUAAACUUGGCAAACACCAUAUGUCUAGAGCCAGUCUCCCGCUUCCCGGAGGACAGCACCUACGCCGUUUCUCCUCCACAGGUGGACAGAGACGGUCACAAGGUGUUUGAAAGCCAUGUGAUGAUUGCUCAAGGCCAGGUGAGGGUGCUGUGCAGAGAAGACAUGUUGAUGUACAGAGAGUACGUCAAGAACAGAUAUAUGUGAGGCGCAUAUUUACAGAGAUGGCGCUCUGUUACCCGUGUGGAAAGACUUGACGAUCAGCUUCAUCCCUUCAUCAUCAACGGAUCAAAGAAUUUUAUGCUUCAGAUGCAAAUGAGAACAAAACACGUUUUCUUGCAUUAGGAAAUUCUACAGUUUUCUUUUUGUUAAUGAUGCUUAAAAUAAGGGUCAAGGAAACAUAUGCAGCUGUAUUUGGACUAAAUCAAAAACAAAAAUCUGAUCUAUUUUUCGCAAUGCAAUUUUGUUUUAAAAAUCUUCAACUGUUGUUUUGUCAGUAUUUAUUGAAGCGCGCUUGCCUUAAAAGUCUACCUGUACGGUACUUUACAUUUGUUUUUCCACAUCAGUUUUAUUUUAAUCCCUGCAUAUUUUUUUUAAAACACACAAAAACGAAUACACACUGUUUAUGCUAAUUACAAAAAUGUAAAUCGAUAGAAAAUAAUGUUGCCUCUUUGCAGUGUGUGUGUGUGUACUAUUUCAUAGUGUAACUAUUUUACUUUGAAAGGAACUUGAAAGACAGCCUUGACUUUGAAUAUUUUCUUUUAAGAAUUUUUUUAGAGAAAUCUUUACUUUAAAAACUGAGUUUUACAGAAUUGUUGUCAUUUGAGUCAUCGCCUGAUUUUUUUUUUUUCUACAAUUUUUCUUUCAUUUCGCCUCAUUUCCUCUUGCUCUCCUUCAGCUCGGAUGAAAUACAUAGCAUUCACACGAGGCAAAUGAUGCUUCAAAAAAUAAUAUCAGGACUUUUGUAACUACGUCAGAAAUUACAGCAGUUCCCAUAGAAACAAACAGGCAAACAGACAUGAUUGCACAGAAGCAGGUGGAAACGAGGCGUUGGGAUGUCUGAAAUUUAAUUUGUCCAAGUGUCUUGUUAAAUUUGUCAUAUUUUUAAACCAUGGAAAUAUAAUUUGCAAUGUUAAUCACGGAUUUUAUUUUGUAAAAUACAUUCCUGAGGUGUCAACUAAUGAAUGUGUA